AUGGCCUCCUCGGUCAAUAACAACGAGUCGGUGGGCUUGCUCUCUGGGCAGCCGUCGCAGGACGGGGCUCGUCGUCGUCGCGUGUGGACGGUGCUGGGCUUGGGGUUGCUCUUUGCCGGCAUUUGCUCGAUUGUGGUCGUGUUUACCCUCCGCUCGAGUCAGUACAAGCACAACAGCAACAAGGACGACUCGGGUCGACUGCCCGUCCACGAUGUCAAUCUGCUGCUCAUCACCGAUACCCACAGCUGGGUCAACGGGCAUCAGCACACCCCCGACAUUACGGCCGACUACAGCGAUCUCCUCAGCCUUCACGAGCACCUGCGCGAUUAUGUGCGGGACACCAAGCAGCAAGCCUACCUCUUCCUCAACAAUGGUGACCUCAACGACGGCACUGGCCUGAGCGGGUACAUCAAGCCCAGCACCACCCACAUCCUCCCCAUCGUGCGCCACAUGCCCUUUGACGCCAUCAACUGCGGCAACCACGAGCUAUACGACAACGCCAGCAUCGCCGACCUCGUCGACUCGGGCUUUAUCAAGUCCUGGAACGGCGCCUACCUCACCGCCAACAUCAUGCUCGGCCCCAAUCAGACCCUGGGUCACCCUUACAAACGUGUCCAACUCGCUGACGUGGGCAAGCCCGACGCCACCGGCCACCUCCUCAUCUUUGGCUUCCUGUACAACAUGCAGGGCACGGCCCCCGCUGUUACCGUUGAGCUCGUCCAAAACGUCGUCAAGUCCUCUUGGUUCAUCAAUGCCAUCAAGGGCAGCAUGGCCGACGACCUGGCCGCCAUCAUCGUUCUCGCUCACAUGCACUACGUCGACCCCCUCGUCACCGUCCUCCGCGACGCCAUCCGCAACAUCUCUGCCACCGAUCGCCUGCCCAUCAUCUUCCUCACCGGUCACUCCCACCUUCGUCGCUUCCAACAACUCGAUGACUUUGCCAUCAGCCUCGAAGCGGGCAAGUACAUGGACACCAUCGGCUAUGUCAGCUUUGACAUCCCCAAGGCCACUGACCUCGUUCUCAAUUUUGUCAACUACACCAUCACGCCGAAUCGCACCACCUUUGCUCGCAUGGCCGGCCUCAAGGACACCAAGACCUUUGACACGAAAAACGGCACCGCGCUUCGCGAACAAAUCACCAAAGUCUACGCGCAGCUGGGUCUCAGCCGCGUCGUCGGCUGCAGCAACGCAACCUACUCUUAUCUCGCCGAUGUCUCUCAAAACAACUCCCUGGCCGCCCUCUACAUCGAUCAAGUAGCCCCCAACACCGUCAUGCAGCACGUCCCAAACAUUAGCACCGCCAAACCCUUCCUGAUCCACAGCGCCGGCACCCUUCGCUACGACCUUUUUCAAGGCAACAUCACCGUCAACGACCUCGCCACCCUCUCCCCCUUUGCUGAUAAUUAUCACUAUACGCUCCAGGCCUACUCGGGCCAAGUGCUCAACGAAGCCAUUGACGUCUCUGCCGAACUCGUGUACCCCUGGCCCUUGGAUAAGCAAACAGACUAUCAUGUCAUGACCCUCUCCUUUGACUGGCCCGGUAUCAACGCCACUCUAUUCAAGGCCAACCUCAACCCGACUUGGGGCAUUGUGCCCAACUACAACUCGACCUCAGUCUUCAUCGACUAUUUUGACAACAAUCCCGCCUGGGCCUGCUAG
Messenger RNA from Monosiga brevicollis MX1, 1659 nucleotides. RefSeq lists its product as uncharacterized. The transcript has a single exon. Gene Ontology annotation, biological process: nucleotide catabolic process. Lineage: Eukaryota; Choanoflagellata; Craspedida; Salpingoecidae. Gene Ontology annotation, cellular component: cytosol. Gene Ontology annotation, molecular function: hydrolase activity. Bases 1 to 1659 code for a protein of 552 amino acids. The record is from RefSeq and is a predicted model, not a curated record.